Molecule: messenger RNA, 965 nt
Organism: Musa acuminata AAA Group (dessert banana)
Lineage: Eukaryota; Viridiplantae; Streptophyta; Magnoliopsida; Zingiberales; Musaceae
Product: ADP-ribosylation factor 2-B-like
Exons: 7
Coding region: 162-704 (180 amino acids)
Biological process (GO): vesicle-mediated transport; intracellular protein transport
Cellular component (GO): cytoplasm
Molecular function (GO): GTPase activity; GTP binding
Source: RefSeq, a predicted model, not a curated record
UUGACUUCGUCUCCCCGCGGAACCGAAAUUUUCUUAUUUCCUCUUAUUAAUUCCUUUUCGGGUCCGCCUUCUCUUUCCGUCCGCAAGAGGCGAAGAAGCGGAGCACUCUCGCGCCCCGAUUCGGCUCUCGACGCCUUCACGAUCUCGAGCGAAAGGGAACGAUGGGGCUCAGCUUCGCGAAGCUGUUCAGCCGCCUGUUUGCGAAGAAAGAGAUGAGGAUCCUGAUGGUAGGGCUUGAUGCCGCCGGUAAGACGACCAUCCUCUACAAGCUAAAGCUCGGAGAGAUCGUCACCACCAUUCCCACCAUUGGAUUCAAUGUGGAAACUGUUGAGUACAAAAACAUUAGCUUCACCGUGUGGGAUGUUGGUGGUCAGGACAAGAUCAGACCUCUGUGGAGGCAUUACUUUCAGAAUACGCAAGGCCUUAUCUUUGUUGUUGACAGCAAUGAUCGAGAUCGUAUUGUUGAGGCAAGGGAUGAGCUCCACAGGAUGUUAAAUGAGGAUGAGCUACGGGAUGCUGUCUUGCUUGUGUUUGCGAACAAACAAGACCUUCCAAAUGCAAUGAAUGCUGCUGAAAUCACUGAUAAGCUUGGUCUGCAUUCCUUGCGUCAGCGACACUGGUACAUACAGAGCACUUGUGCUACAUCUGGUGAGGGUUUGUACGAGGGGCUUGAUUGGCUCUCCAGCAACAUCGCCAGCAAGUAAACAAAGCAUGGGGGGUCGCUCAAAAGCAGCAGUAUGCAUCGUUCACGGCAUCAGCACAUUAGAGGGACACGAUGACAGUUAAUGUUCCGCUUGGAUGGGUGCUAUCUCUUUGUUAUUCCUGUCUCGUGCAAUUCAAAAAAAAUUUCCAUUUGCUUUGUUGAAUUGGAUUUUUGUGGAUGAAACUCUUGUUAGAAACACCUUUCUUUGACCUGGAAUUUGCUUUCACCAUUUUCAAUAGAGAUUGUGCCGUCUUUUAGUUCA